Molecule: messenger RNA, 3499 nt
Organism: Blepharisma stoltei
Lineage: Eukaryota; Ciliophora; Heterotrichea; Heterotrichida; Blepharismidae
Source: the annotation of a GenBank genome assembly
AUGGAUAUUCAAUAUAUGCAAGCCGCUUUAAAAGAAAGUCUUGAUCUUCCUACUAAAAAGGAAGAGCCAUGUGACCAUUCAGUCUUGCAAAACUGUUUGUCUGCUGAAAACCUAGAAAAGCUUACAACAGAUAGUGAUCUUAAUUUCACCCAAUUCAGAAAAAAGCAAAAUUUUCUGCCAAGGCUGAAAAACAGCCAAAGAAUUGAUAUUUUUAGUUUACUAGCUCAAUAUUCGAAUAUAACCAAUUUCAAUGUUAACGUUCCAGCAACACUUAUAAAAAUAGCCAAUAGUGAAUCUUCAUUCUUGGUUCAAACCAAGAAAAAUGGACAAGUCAUAUCCAAACCCUGCCAACUGCCUGAGUUUUUAAAUUUAACGCCCAAACAAAUUUCAAAUGAAAUUCCUUUGUAUUUUUAUAAAAAUCCUGAGAAAGAAGCUGUGCCUAUUUACUCAAAAGAAAACGCAGAAAUUGCUUUUGAAUCAGAUGGAGCAUAAUUUAAAUAUGUGUUUGAAGGUAGUCGGUGAAGCGCUGAGACGCCAUAUCCGACAAGGUUUUACCAACCCUGAAAUGGAGGAAUGCUAGGUAAGCAACUCUGGUAUGGUUCAAAGCCUAGUACUCAGUCUAAAUUCGGGAUUGGGUUUUACCUCGAAGGAAAGGAGGGUUCAGAUUCAGAAAGGGCAAGGCCAGCAAGGUCUAUAGGGAACACCUAGACCAAUCUGGCAACUGCAUAGCGUAAAACUGGGAGGAUCUGGAUUUUUCCUUUUUGCCGAAAGGAUACCAGAAAUUCCCUUUUUUGGAAUUUUUGAGUGGCCAACUUCGUCACUCAAGCAGCAAGCUGCAGAAGUCCAUAGCUCGCCCACUCAGCACUCAAGCCGCAAGGGGAGGAGUAGAUAGCCGGUGAAAUCUCACUUCAGAAUACCAUGCCGCCAGGAGCUGAAGAAGAAGAAAGGCAGUGUCCGAGCUGAACUUGGCCAGCGAACUAUUGCCCCAAUUAGAGCAAGACGGAACCGAGACGGCGCAAAGCAGGUGAACUCUAAUAAAGGAUCCUUGGGAACGGUGUAAUCCAAAUGGCAGACGCCUUCUAAUUCUUAAUGUAAUAAAUCAGAUGAAGCGAUUUCUUACCUACAGACUUUCAUAAAAAGCCGCUCAUAUCCAGCAUGUAUAAAUAGAGUGCUAUGGAGACAAGGCAGAAACUGCAAGUAUUUUACUAUAAUCAACCGAAGCAAAAUUAAUAAAAAUUCAAGAGAAAAAGCUCCUCAAAAUGUCCGCAACAAUAGUAAAAGCAAAUAUAAAACCCAAAUAAAUGAAUUUAAAUAUAUGAACAUGAUAUUGCAGACUUCAAAAUCAAUCAAUAAUCCUUAUAAAAUGAUCCCGAUUUCAGCCUCUCCUGACAAACGAAGAUAUAAACCUAUUGAAGUUAAAACCCUCCCAAUUAAAGAAAAUUUAAAAAAUCUUAUAAAUAAAGAAACCAGUCAAGAUUUUAUCAUAAACACUAAAGAUUGUGACAAUCUCUUCGUGGUUGAAAACUUUAUAAAGGGCCAUAAAUUUUGUUUCUGAAAUUUUCUUGGCUAUUUUGGUCAAUUUUUUCUUAUUUAUUUAUUUAAAAACAAUUCCAGAUAAAUACCUCAAGAAAAAAAAAUGCUACAGAAAAAAUUUUCAUUCAAAAGACAUGAUACAUUAUAAAACACCCAGAAGUUGACGCUAUGAUGUCAGAAAUCGUAGCUUUUUUAAAUGAAAAUCUGUUCCGAGAAGAAAGCGUAAAAGGGGUUAUUGCUGACUUUAUCAGAGAUAAUGAUAAAAAAUGGAUUAUGAUAGACUGCAAAGAAGUUACUAUAAGCUCGUCAACUUCAAGAGAAAAUAAUAUAAAAAAUAAGCCAAAACUCGUUAUUAUAGAAAAAAAUAGAAGUCAAUCAUUUGAAGGAAGUGCCAGUAGAGAAGAAAAAGCUCCAGAAGAAAAAGAAGCUGAAACAGAGCCAGUUGAAUGCCAAAAAAAGAACCAAAAUGAAUUAAUUUCUGAGCUACCAUUCAAAAUCCGCAAUGUUACCAGACAAUUAAGACGAUCUAUAACUAGCUCUGAAGAAGCUUUUCUAGAAAAGUGAAAUAAAGUAAACGCAAAGCUUGAGCACAUCAUGAACUUAAAUUUAUCCCCUGUCGUAAAAACCAUGCAUACAAAUUUCAGCGAAUCCAGCAUCCAGACCUAUCAGUCAAAAUUCCAUUCCAAAAACCUUCCAAAAUUAGACAGACAGCACCCUAGCCAUAAUUCUUCAAAUGGUUUACAUUGUCCUUAUCUUAGAAACCGCACCUAUAGUGGCUCAAUUAAUUUUGGAAAUACCACUUCUUGGGAUUUAAGCAGAAAACAUAUAAGGAUCCCCCCCUCAUUUGUCCAAUUUUCUAGUAUUUUAUCAUUUGUCCAUUUUUCUAGUUUUUUUAUAGGAAAAAAAAAAUUUUUUAGGACCUCAUUUGUCCAAUUUUCUAGUCAAAAUUUUGAUAGAAAAAAAAUUUUUUCAGGACCUCAAUUGUCUCUCAUUUUCUAGUUUUUUUACAGUAAAAUACUAAAAUUUAGGACACUCGAAAAAUCCAAAAAUGACUAGAAAAUUGGACAAAUCAUUUUUGACUAGAUUUUGGGACAAAUGAGGUCCUGAAACUUUUUUUUUCUUACUCCCCCCCCCCCCUCCGUGAGCGAACAAAAAAAUUUUGUUCGCUCACGGAGGGGGGUUAAUUUUUUUUUUUUAAAAAAAAUUUAUAUAUAAAUUUUAUAAAAAAAUAUUUUUUUCGAAAUUUAAAAAAAUCCUAAUUUGCAAAAAUUGGGAAGCAAAUAUUAAUUUAAUUUGCAAAAUUUAUGUUUUAAAACGCAAUUUGUUUAAAAUUAAACAGAAUUAGCUCUAGAUUUUCAUUAUACUAAUUAUCACUUAUAUAUCAAAAUUUUUUUCCAUUAAAAUUUUUUCUAUUAAAAAAAUUUUUGUUCACUCACGGAGGGUGGGUUUUUGGUCAAAAAAUGGCGAUUUUUCUAAUGGUUUUGUUCGCUCACGGAGGGGGGGGGGGAGUUAGAAAAAAAAAAAACUAGAAAAUUGGACAAAUGAGGGGGGGGGAUCCUUACUUGACGCUGUAGGAAAAAUUGACGAAAUGAAGAUGAAUACAGAAUUAUCUAAAGUAAAAAGCCAAAAUUUGGUAAAAAAGUAUGGGGGCGAUGAAUUUUGGACCCAGUUUAUAAAGUCUUUAUAUAAGAAAGUAAUGGGAAAUAGCUGCUUGGCGAAACAUUUCCAGAACUCUGAUUUAAAAAUGAUCAUUUGUGGGAUGUUUAAGAUAUUUAAUGGAUGCGCUACUUUGGAAUUCAGAAGGAGCGUAAAAGCAGCCCACCAGAAUAUGCUGGUUCUGGAAGGAGAAUUUAAUGUGUAUGCCGAGCUGUUUUUGGGCACUUUGAUGGAGUUUGAUAUUGAAGAAGACGAUAAAAAUGUCAUAAUGACCCAGAUACGGUCGAUGAAAUGUCUUAUUUGCAAGUAA